AUGGAAGGAUGUCGCUGGUGUUCAGUUGUAGAAAUGGCAGCGCUGAGACAGGAGCGUCGCUACGGGCUGUCCUGCGGCAAAAUCAACAAAAACAGCCCCAAUCGAACUCUUUACCACGUCAAACUCACUGACACCGCCAUCCGGACCCUCGAAACCUACCAGAACUUGAAGGCCUCGCUACCCAAUCAGACAUCCAUUUGCUUCAAGGGAAGCCAGGGGUAUAUUAAGAUCCCGACUUCGGACUCUCCAGAUGGAUUCAGAGUCUUCUCAUUCUACCUGUCCAGCGACAGCAAAGACAAACCUCAGUCCAGCUUCGACUGCAUUCAUCAGUUUGUUUCAGGAGAGGGCAAGGAUCAGCUGGAGGGCCAGGGCAGUAUCCAGGACAAGAUCACGGUUUGUGCAACGGAUGACUCCUACCAGGCCACACGGGAGCGCAUGUCCCAGGUGGAGAAGGACAUCUGGAGCCGCUCAGCUAUCGAGAUAAAACCAGGGCCAAGUAAGUGCAUUAAGGUCCAGAGGAAACAGGGUCUGGUUUCUGGCUCAGAUAGCAGCAACAAGCACUCCCCCAGCAAUAAGAGGAGCCUAGUUCCCAGCCCUGUGGCACACCGGCCCUUGAGGGACCGCAUCAUCCAUCUCUUGGCCUUAAAACCCUACAAGAAACCUGAGCUACUGCUGUGGUUGGAGAGAGAACGGGCCAGUCCAAAGGACAAGACUGACCUGACCUUAGUACUGGAUGAGGUUGGCAAGCUGAACCUUAAAGACAACAGCUAUUCUCUGAAGGAUGAGCUCUAUAGACAUGUCCAGAGAGAUUGGCCUGGUUAUCUGGAGGAGGAGAAGCAACUCAUUCACAGGCUUCUAAUCAGGAAGCUUCAGCCACUCCACAGCAGUAGCCAGUUGAAAAGUCCCCAAGCCCACCAGUCAUCCCACAAAACACCCGGGGAUUCUCCUUCCCAACUCAGUCCUGCAAAGACGCUUUCUGUGAAACGCCCUCUGCCUUUGGAUCCAUCCAACUGUCAAACCCCCAAAAAACAAAGACUAACAGACCACUGCUUGCCACGGCAGUCUCCCUCCCACGGCACCAAUGGGGCCCAAAGUGCCUCCGGCGGCCCACACGACAAAACCAACAAUCAUCUCCCGGCGUGUCUGAACGGUCUGCACUCGCCCCACAAAAUGAGCAGUUCGUCUACUACUCCCAAAGCGGAGAGGACAGAGCCGUCUUCUAAGCCGCUAACCCCCAAGUCCCCGCACAUCGACACAUUGUCGGUUUGCGCUGACCAACAACUGCCCAACGGUCAACAUAAAAAGAAAAAGUCCAAAAAGCACAAAGAGAAGGAACGGGAGCGCUUAAAACCGGAGUGGAUGGAGACCAGCCCAGAUUUGAAGAAGAACCAAGAAAAUCUCAAAGGAGAGAAAACACCUGUCAGACGAACCACAAAAGAGGACCUGCCGGACUAUUUAUUAAAAUACAGCUCAAUUACAGCAGUGGAACAACGUGAGCAAUACAAAGAUGACUUCUGUUCCGAGUACGACGAAUACAGAGCUCUUCACGACCGCAUCGGGGCCAUCACGGAGAUGUUUGUUCAGUUAGGCUCAAAGAUCAACACGCUUGCCCCGGGGACGCAAGAGUACAAGCUCAUGGAGGAGCAAAUACUACAAAAGUACCGAAAGUAUAAGAAGAAAUUUCCCGGCUACAGGGAAGAGAAGAAGCGUUGCGAGUACCUCCAUCAGAAACUGUCCCAUAUCAAAGGUCUGAUCUCAGACUACGACCGGGCGCGGUUGCUCUCCUAGUACAAAUGGCGGCUACUCUCGAAACAGACUGAAAUGAGAAGGGACCAAAAGACUCGCAGCGGGCCCAGAGACUGACCAGCUGGGUGCCACAGUCGCUGAAACAUGACUCACUUUACACCUCCGUGUGUUAAUGGAAUCAAGGAGCAAGAUGGUUUCAAAGGUGGGACCCGGACCACUGACUCGAGAUCAAAAGUUGCCCUUUAACGUGAUGCUUUUAGUGCUGUAAAGGCAGCAAAUUGUCCUGCUGUAAACUGACUGGGCAGAUGUGCAAGUGAAAGCCAAAUCUUAUUGUUGUUGUUUUCCUGAAUUCUAUAAUUGAUCGUUCCUGCCGAAAUGUUUUAUUCUAUUCUUUCCCAUGCCAGAGAGCAAUUUAUGAAACGUAUUAUAUUGAUGGUACAAUCAGUCUUAGGGGAAAACAAAUGCUACUAGUAUGUACGUGUCAAGCAGAGGAAUCUCUUUACUUGCUGUUUGCUGACAGGACACAUUCAGUCACUUUAUUAAUUAAUGACAAACUUACCAGAUUGAGUUGUUCUUAUGACUUCAAAACAAAGGCAAUGCAAAACUUGCCACCUAACACUAAUAUUUCCGCAGCAGUGAGACCCUACAAAGUUGUAUCGAGAUAAAUCAAUGCCUUGAGAUACGAGUGGCCCCACUGUAGACAUUCAAUAUAACAGUACUCACAAUCAUAUACUGUAUUCUUUAUCCUCUGCGAGGAGCUGAGAUGUCUAUACUGUACAGACAUCCAUGUACACUAUUAUCAGUCUAGCUGUCUUAUACCGCCCCCAGGUGGCCAAGAGGGGCAGCAGCACAAUGGCCAUUCAAUUAAUGCAAAAUGUGUGUGGGGGGGGGGGGGGGGGGGGGGGGGAACUUUGAUUCUAUUAAAUUAUGUAUGUCAUUAACUUGUGUCUUUUUAUAAAGUGCAAAAUUAUAGAGCGCUAUUUUUAUCUUUAAAAAAAAAAACAUUACCCACUUUUAUUUUAUUUUUUUUUUUCCCCAGAGAGGAUGUAAUGGAUUGAUGGCAUUUCCGUUGAUUUCAAUAGGGAAAGACGAUUUGCAUUACGAGGGUGGCCACAGAAUAAAUUAAACUCGUAUCUCAAGGCACCACUGUAUUUGCUAGUUUGUGACAGGGAAUAUCAUCAUGUUGAUUUGUACUUGAAAUUAACAAAAUCUGUCCUAAGUUUACUCUCAAGCUUAGUGUCAGCCACAUCCACAUCAUGUGGCCACCAUGAAUUGCCUUUUUUUUUUUCCCCUUGUAUAUCACAAACACAUCAGCUCUCGCUUAUCCCUCGUCUCCUGCUAUCAACAAGUUUGUUUACUGGCACACAGUUACGCUAUGAUACAAGUCAAGCCGUGUUUAUCAGUGUACAGAUUGUUUGCCAUUUCUCAACUCAUGGGAAGUUUUGUCCGGAAUUUAGCUGAAUGGCGGACAUUAGCUGAAUGUGACGCCUUAUUACGCAAAAUUUGGGACUGUAGACAGGACGGCACUCAGUUCAAAGCGCAAUAGGUUUAAUUGGGUGUAAGGAGCAGGCUGACCUCUAAGAGGUGCGAUCAGGCUCCGGUGUUUUUGAUGCUCAGCAGGACAUUUUAAAUGCUCAUUAUUGUAUUUAACCUUGACAUGAGGCAGCCUGAAAUGUUGGCAUCAGAUCGGGAGUGCUUUCCAAACCUGUUUCAAUAUUGCAUUUGUCUUAAUGAUAGCUUAGGAUGGGGAAAGACAAGCUAGCCUUAACAUGCACGUCAGAUUUCCAAAAUUCUGGCAUCUCUGUCCUGAAACAACCCAGUUUCAAGUCUUCUCCUAUUACUGGUUUGGAUAAAAAGUUUGAAAGGUUCAUUUACAAACUGCAUAGUUAGAUGGAAGUUUUCAUUUCUCUGUACGUUUUCUCUCUCUGGUUGUUGUGACUCAUCUGACGCAAUAUUCUCAACGUAAAGAGCUUUUUGCUUUCCGUCCAAUCCUGUCAAGACACAUCAUUUUUGCAGAAACGUACAUAACGUACUUUUUUUUUUUUUUUUUUACACUAACAUUCUCAUUCAAGUAAUCAGACCCACAGUUUACAGGAGCUAUAAAGUCUACACACCUUUGUUCAAAUGCUAUUGUGAUAUAUAUAUAUAUAUAUAUAUAUUUAAAAUUCUAUUUAUUUUUAAAUCACUCUGUCAUCAAUCAGGAGAAGGGUACAAAAUAAUUUCCAAGGCAUUAAAUAUGGUCAGGGAUGCUGCCAAGAGGCCGACCAAAACAUUUGAAAGAGGUGCAGGAAUUUCCGGCGAGUGCGGGCUGUUUAGUACAUGUGAUAACAAUCACCUGUCUUAUAUAUGUCUGGUCUGUGGGGGUACGGUUGCAAGACGGAAGCCUUAUCUUACAAAGUCAUGAGAAGAUAAGGCUGCAUUCUGCAAAAACAAACUUGAAAUCUCCCAAGCAUUUGUGGGAAAUGUAUGCUAUAGUCUGAUAAAACAUUCCAAACAGAACACUUUUAAUCUCCAAAAGAUCACCCUUCCUACAGUGAAGCAUGGUGGUGGACGAAUUUUUCUUCACUUGGCACUUGGGCCUUAAUCAACAUGGAGGCAAAUAUGAACAGUUCCAAAUACUAGUCAAUCUUCAGGCUUGUGCUCGAAAGCCUACUAGAACAUCAGAACUUCAUUUGGGGUUAAUCAGAGGCACUUUCAACGGUAGUAUGUUUUUACUUUGAAUGCCAUUGAUGAAUUCUGAACUCAACCACAUCCCCAGUUAUGAGGGUGCACACUUGUGCAUUCACAUUACCUUAAGCUAAUUUACCUUCCCUUCUUGAAACAGUUUCUUUUUUAUCAAUUGAGCUGGACAGGUUAUAGGUCAUAAUGCUGGAUGAUUUAUCUUGGUUUUAAUUUUUUUUUAUAGCACAAAAACCUUCCAUUUUACAGAGCUGUGUAGACUUUUUAUAUUCACUGUAUAUACUGGAGGGUUCUUUUCCAUGUUGGUUUUAAGUUUUGAGAUAUUUGAAGAAUGUGGGACUUGUGUCUCGGCACAUAUGAAAAUGAAAGAAUAUUUAUUAGCGCUGAUAAUUAAUCCUGAUUAUAGCAUAUUAUUUGGAAUGAGAUUGGAUCCAUGUAGCAUAUUUCCUAUCAACAUUGACUCUGCUGUGCUGGCACUCAAAAUUAUUGUGGUUCAUUUCUUAAUAAAGAACAGUGUACAGUCAGCUCAGAAGACAAUUUAUUAAUAUUCCACAAAAUAUUUUUCAUUCAAAACAGAAUGGUACACAUUUCUUGACGCAAAGCUAAGAGUAACUCAUCAUUUCCAUCAACCACUCAAGGAAAUUUAGUUCAAUACAUGUGUAAUUAAAGUGCAAGAUUACUCAGUAAUUAUAAGAAAAUCCAAGAUUGUACCAUGUUGGUUUUGAGAGAAGUGAUGAAGGAAUGUUUUUUUUUUUUUUUUUUUUUUUUUAAUUACUACUCCUCAGCAGCACAAUACAAAAGGUGCCUUUUCAUUGACAAGGAAAUUCAAGAACUUGGGUCUGUAGUUUCACACUGUUGCCACUAUAAAAGUGCUAUGUUGUUGAGUACUGAAGUUAAUAUCAGAUGCCUUGUCAAAUGCAAUAAGAGCACCAGGUUUAGAGAGAAGCCUUCCAGCAUUUAAAACAAAUGUUAUACAGUGACUAAUGUAAGGAACUAGCAUACAUACAUUUUCAAAACAAUAGAAUGAGUCCUGAGUUUUGUUAUUUCUGCCUAGGAAACGCUUUAGUUUUCUCCACAUUGGUUACAGGUGUGCUUUUUUGGUACUGGAAUGACAUUGACACAAUGAAAUGUGAAGUUAAAUAUUUUGUCUAUCGUAAAUCCCUGCAAAUGAUCUACCGAGGAGAACAAAUGUCUUAUUUAUUUCUGUAUGUUAUUUUGUUGUUCCUUCACGGGAUUUCUCUUUGCAUAGUCAUUUGUUUUCUUUCUACAGUAAAACCUGCAAGUAUGGUGAAAGGGAAAUGGAAUAUAUUUUUGCAAUUUUUGAUGGAGAGUGUGUUAUGCAAAUGUCAUCUUCAUGAGAAAAGAAAAAGCUUUCAGGAAAACAAAUGUAUUGUUGUCUCAUGAAAAAUUGCAAAUAAAGCUAUUUUCAAUGGA
This is a messenger RNA of Phycodurus eques (leafy seadragon), 5859 nucleotides long. Its product is annotated as RNA polymerase II elongation factor ELL2. Gene Ontology annotation, cellular component: transcription elongation factor complex. Gene Ontology annotation, biological process: transcription elongation by RNA polymerase II; snRNA transcription by RNA polymerase II; positive regulation of transcription elongation by RNA polymerase II. Bases 1 to 1788 code for a protein of 595 amino acids. Lineage: Eukaryota; Metazoa; Chordata; Actinopteri; Syngnathiformes; Syngnathidae. Gene Ontology annotation, molecular function: cis-regulatory region sequence-specific DNA binding. The record is from RefSeq and is a predicted model, not a curated record. The transcript is spliced from 12 exons.